GAAAGUGAGAACAGGCAUUCACAUGACACUUUUGUAGCCAGCGUUGCAAGAUAUUUACUUGAGUGUAAAUUGUAAAGAAUUAAAAAGGAAUGUAGGGCAGGUGCCUGCUGGGCACCGCAGGCCAUGAGGAAGUGCUCUGGGGUGGCACCUCUUCAAACCGUACUCCCAGUGUGUCUAGCCCAUUUGAAAGCAGGGAGUACCAGAUACUAAGCUUGUUCUCAGGAGGUUUAUAGGCCACUUUUCAGACUCAGAUGUGGGUGAGCACCAGAUCAACCUCUCAACAUUUGGGUUCUCUUCUAAAUCUAAACUGUGAUCCUACCAAGGUUCCUUCAUGAGUACCUAAAAUAAAGUGAGAUCUUUUCAACACAAAUGGGCAAAAAACGUGUGAAUCCAACAUCUGGACGUGAACUUGGUCCAAGUUUCAAUCAGAACUGAAAAUAAGGAAACUCUGGGUACCAAAGUCCCUGUCCUUUGCAUGAUUCUGCUCCACCCCAAUCUGACAUAACCGGGGCUCGAGUGCAAGCUUUGCAGGGGCUGUUGCUUUGUUGAAGGCUGUCUCCUGAAAGGCAGUAAAUUCACCCAUUGUUUAUGAUGACGGCUCUGUCUGCAGUGGACUGGACAGGGCAAGAUGCUGGUAAUUUUAAUUAGCUGGGAGCUUGGAUUUGCAGAGCACAAGUAAGAGUUCCAAAGGCCUUAACAUCCAGGAUUAUUUAUAUCCAAAAUGGUGCAAGAUCCUUGAUGCCAGUCUAAAACAAAGCCACAUACUCUGUAUAGAAAAUAAUGACAAACUUGUUCUUUGUUUAACUUAAUCCCCCCAGAAUACAGGGCCUGUUGGGUUAGCAAGGUUACAACUCUACUAAUAUUGUCAGGUUUUGUAACAGAAACAGAGAGUUAUAUAGUACUUCAUUACGGCAAUGGCUAAAUUCAAACUCAUCCCAAGAAGCAGAUGUCGAACAGGAUGUGCCUAUUUUCAUUUGCUUUCACCUCCUUCACUUGUUUACACUGCUUCCUUCUGAGUCCUCCUGCUAGAGAAACUUGCAGUGUGUUUGUUUCAUUCAUUUUGUUACAGUGGACUGAGACUGAGCAAUUGGAAAGAAAACCAAUGUUGUAGCAAACUGCAUCUUUUCACUGCAGGUAACCAUCUCACAGAACAUUGCACUGUUUAAAUGAAAUGUAUGAACACUAUUUUACAUUAUGGCCACGUCUCUGCAUCUGAAUUCAUUCAAAUGGAGCAUUUGUGAAAUGAUAAGUGUUUAAAGUUGCUCAGAAAAAAUGGUGUGGAACUCCUUGGUUAUUAUUUCUCCAUAACUCUUGAUCAAAUAUUCUCCAUUUUCAUGUAAAAAUAUUUUCCAAAGUGCCAGCCCUGCACAGUUAUCCUGAGAUCUGCAAGUUAAACUUCUUUCUAAAGAAAAGAAACUGGACCUGACUACAAGAGGCUUAUCAAACUCAUUUAUCUGAAAGAGCAGAGAAAUAAGAUUGCAGCUUUCUCACAUAACCUACUCCUCCAGCCAACUUCGAGUGACUACCACGGCGAUGUGACCAGGGAGAUUAGAACCACUGAUGGUAGAGUCUCUGAAUUGUAGAUUUAUGAGGACAGUAUUUGUUGCUGAACAUCUCUGCAACUGGUUGAAUGGCAAAUGGAUAAUGCUGGAGUAACACUCAUCAUAGUCAGGAAAGUGACUGUGGGAAAAUCACACUUUGUUACUGAUUCUUUCUGGUCUCUGUGUCUUCAAGACAUAAUUGUUUAAUUUUCCAAUUAAAAAUACCAUAUGGGUUUACUUUUGUAGCUACCGCAGAGCCAACAUACUCGCAGAAGAGUGGAUUCGAUUCCAUUUGAUGUCCUGAGAUUUCCAUUUUAACCUAAGUUCUGGGAUCUUGUUGGUGAUGAUGUAUGCAGCAGAAAGAAUACAGCUUGACUUUCAGAUUCCAGCAUGAGCUGCCAAGUGCUGCUGCUCAGAGAAGGAACAUUUGGUUUGGUUUGAAAACUGUUCAGACUGAAUGUGGACAUCUCUGAGGGAGAAUAUGCUGUGAUGAGAGGACAUGCAGCAGAGCUUCGCAUGCAGCAGAGCAUCACAUGCAGCAGAGCAUCACCGCCACUUUGCUCAUGGAGAAGGAGCCAGGGGGUGGCUGUCUCUGAGUUGGAAAAGGACUCGCGUGACUAUCAACUGAUUCUGGGCCACAGGUUUUCUCAGUAGACACUGGCAUGCAUUUGCAUAUACUGCAGUCUGGCAGCUUUUGAAAUUGACAGGAAGGAAGACCAAGUAAGACCCACAGCACAGGAAGAGGUGAGGCGCAGAACUGAAAGAAAGCUACUCAGCUAGAACUGCAAGGGCGAGGUGAGGAAGAGAGACUGGUAAUAGUGCACGAUGGUGAGUGAACUUUGCAUCUGCAUCACUUUGGUCUAAGAAGAUUCCUGAUUUCCGUACAGUCUUCUGAGAACUCUCUUGAGGCCCCUCAGCUGGGGAGGAAGCUCCCUCAAAAAUGGAAGAGCGCCUCUUGCAUUUUCUUUUGUGAGCUUGGACAUCUCGUCAAAGGAGUUCCAGCUGCAUAGAGCAAAUGGUCUCAAAAUCCCUGGGCUUGGCUUAAAAAGAACCCUAUCGCUGAUGGACAAGCUUGGGUAUUGAGGUGGCUGCUGGACUUGAAGGAGGCUGCAGCAAACUGAGAAACAUGGAAAAAGGUUAACUGUAGCAGAGUGAGCCGUGAAUGCUGUGCCCGCACUGGGGCCCUGGCCUGAGAGGACAACGGGCAGAGUCAAUGGGAAGACAGUGGGGUCUGCCUGCCAGUCGUCACACUGCAGUAGGAAAGAAGGCUUCUAAUGCCACUGGAACCCCCUGAUGGAAGGGGUUUGGAUCAACCGCUAUCGGAAGCAGCUGAUGAGGUCCAUCUCGCCACAGUUCCUGGAAGAGAUCAUCUGCUACAUGAGGAAGCUGGAUCUCCUCAGUGCUGAGGAGGCAGGCCAGGUUCAGGAGGAGAGCUCCCUGUCGGAGCAGGUGAAGGCAGUCAUGGAUCUUCUGGCUGGGAAGGGCAGCUAUGCCUCUCAGUCCCUGCAGACUUACAUAGAGACAACCAACGCCCAGCUCUAUCUCCACAUCACCGUCUAUGACCCUAUGGUGCAAAAGCAUUUGGAAAGUCUCCAGAACCGCUAUGGAACUGGUGUGGAACUUGGCCAGCUGGAGAGGCUCACUAACCUUCUCCUGGUGGAAGGCUUGACAGAUAUUCAGCAGAAAGAGCAUGAUGUCAUGCAGAUUGAGGCCACCAAAGGCAUGAGAAAUGUUGCCAAGAAAAUCCCCCUGGAGAAGCUCUUUCUACCUCUGUCUAAAGUCAGCAUUCCUCCUCGAAUCUCUGUGACCGUGGGUGUGGCUGGGAUUGGCAAAAGCACUUUGGUGAAACUGUUUGCUUGCAUGUGGGCCAAAGGGGAGAUCAAUAAGGACAUCAUAUUCGUGCUGCCUCUCACCUUCCGGGAACUGAACACUUAUGAGAAACUCUCUGCUGAGCGGCUCAUCCGGUCGGCAUUCCCUCAUAUCACUGAACCCAGCUUUAUCUCCAAUGGCACUGCCCGGAUUUUACUGAUUCUGGAUGGCUUGGAUGAGUUUAAGACUCCUUUAGAUUUUUCCAACACAGUCGUUUGCACGGACCCGAAAAAGGAAAUUCAAGUGGAUAGUCUGAUUACCAAUAUUAUCCGUGGCAACCUGUUCCAGGAAGCUUCCAUUUGGGUCACUUCACGGCCCACAGCAGCCAGCCAAAUCCCAGGUGGCCUAGUUGACCGGAUGACAGAAAUACGAGGUUUUGGAGCUGUGGAGAUCAAGGACUUCUUUGAUCAGAUGUUCCUUGAGAACAAAGACUUAUCCAGUCAAGUCUUGGGUCAGAUCAAGGCUAACAGAUCUUUGUACACAAUGUGUACGGUUCCUGCCUUUUGUUGGAUAUCUGGCUCCUCAAUGGGCUAUUUCCUAAAGAACAGCACUGAUCAAUCCCAAGAAAUGACAACUGUUCCUAAGACUUUAUCAGAAAUCUACUCCUAUUACUUUAAAAUGGCACUGAGUAGUGACUGGCAAGAAAAACAGAAAGAGACUCCCAGGAUAGAACAAGCUAUAAACAACAGCAAAAAAAUUAUUGGUAACCUGGGUCGGCUGGCAUUUUAUGGUCUGCUCAAGAAAAAGUAUGUAUUUUAUGAACAAGACAUGAAAGCCUAUGGCAUAGACCUCUCAUCACUACAAGGCAGCUUGUGCAAUAGGAUGUUACUCAAGGAAGAGAUGCAGUUCUCUACUGUCUACUAUUUCUCCCAUUUAACCCUCCAGGAGUUUUUGGCAGCCACUUAUUACUAUGCUUCAGCAAAACGAGCAAUAUUUGAUCUCUUCACUGAGAGUGGGAUGUCCUGGCCUAAGUUUGGUUUCCUCAAUCACUUUAAGAACGCUGUCCAUAGAUCACUGCAGUCAGAUGACGGGCAGCUGGAUAUCUUUGUGCGCUUUCUCUCUGGACUUCUCUCCCCACAGGUGAACAAAUUGCUGUCCGGUUGGCUCUUGAUGAAGGAUGAGCAUAACAGUUUCCGAAGCCACGUGAUCAGCUUUCUCCAGAGCUGCCUGAACACUGACUAUGUCAUCUCCUCCAGGACCGUGAACGUCAUGCAGUGCUUGUAUGAAGUGCAGCACAUGGAGCUGGCCAAGACUGUGGAGGAAGCUAUGAAAAAUGAGAGCUUAGCUGGGAUGUUAACGCCAGUGAAUUGUUCUGCCCUGGCUUAUCUCCUGCAGGUCUCUGAGGUGUGUAUGGAGGAGACAAACCUCUCCAACUGCCUCACCUACAAUAUCUGCAAAAGUCUGCUUUCCCAGCUCCUCUUCUGCAGUAAUCUCCGGCUGGACAAUAACAAGUUUAAGGACAAUGUGAUGGAGCUGUUGGGCAGCGUGCUGAGCGUAAAGGAUUGUCAGAUUCAAAAGAUGAGCUUGGCAGAAAACCAGAUCAGUAACAAAGGGGCCAAAGCCCUUGCCAGAUCCCUGAUGGUCAACAGGAGCCUGACAGUACUUGACCUUCGCAGUAACGCCAUCGGACCCACAGGGGCAAAAGCACUGGCUGAUGCACUGAAAAUAAAUCAAGUCCUACUCUCCCUGAACCUCCAGAAUAACGUGAUCAAGGAGGAUGGUGCUAAAUUCCUGGCUGAGGCCCUUUUAACCAACCACAAGCUGACAACUUUGCACCUUCAGAAGAACUCCAUUGGGCCCCAAGGUGCAAAGAAAAUAGCAGAAGCACUGAAGCAGAACGGGAAUCUCAGGGAACUGAUCCUCUCCAGUAACUGUGUGGGGGACUCUGGCUCUGUAGCCUUGGCCGAAGCUCUGAGAGUGAAUCACAGUCUCACAACCCUGGACCUCCAGAGCAAUUCAAUCAGCAACACGGGGGUCACGGCGCUGAUAGGAGCGCUGCGCUCCAACCGGGGCCUCAUCAGCCUCAACCUUCGGGAGAAUUCCAUCAGCCAAGAGGGGGCGCCGGAGAUAGCCAACGCUCUGCGCACUAACUGCACGCUGAGGAACCUAGACCUAGCGGCGAAUCUGUUGUAUGAUGAAGGCGUCAAGGCCAUUGCACUGGCGAUGAGAGAAAACCAGGCACUCAUGUCCCUGCACCUGCAGUGGAACUUCAUCCAGUCGAAGGCGGCCAAGGCGCUGGCCCAAGCACUACACUCCAACACAAGCCUGACCAGCCUCGAUUUGCAGGAGAAUGCUAUUGGUGAUGAAGGCAUGAUCGCCCUUGCUGCUGCUCUGAAGGUGAACACCACGCUCACCACCCUCUGCCUCCAGGUGGCUUCGAUCGGGGUGAGCGGGGCCAAAGCCCUGGCAGAGGCUCUAGUUGUUAACAGAACCCUCACAACUCUGGACUUGAGAGGAAACUCCAUCGGUUUGGCUGGAGCCAAAGCUCUGGCCAACGCGCUGAAGGUUAACCGCAGUCUCCGUGUUCUGAACCUCCAGGAGAACUCCUUAGGCAUGGAUGGAGCUAUCUGCAUCGCCACAGCUCUGACCGGAAACCAUGGCCUCACCUACGUCAAUCUGCAGGGGAAUCGCAUCGGUCAGUCUGGCGCCAAGGUGAUCGCUGACGCCAUCAGAACAAACUCUCCGCGCUGCAUCGUCGAGAUGUGAGGGCCGACUGCACCAGGAACGGCCAGCACGAGUCAGCGGCAGGCAGGGGAUGGUGCAGACACUCACUUUAAUGAUAGAGUCUACUGGCUG
Chelonoidis abingdonii (Abingdon island giant tortoise) is the source of this 6206-nucleotide messenger RNA. RefSeq names its product NLR family CARD domain containing 3 (gene NLRC3). Lineage: Eukaryota; Metazoa; Chordata; Testudines; Testudinidae. Gene Ontology annotation, biological process: regulation of apoptotic process. Gene Ontology annotation, molecular function: protein binding. The record is from RefSeq and is a predicted model, not a curated record.